AGGUUGUGUUUUAGGAGCCCAACUGGAUUGUUAGAGAACUGAUCCCAACGACAGAAGGGCAAAUGAUGUGCUACGGCAGGUGUGCAAGAUGUAUCGGCUACUUUCUUCUCGUUCUGGCACUAUUCUGCAUUGUGGCAAACAUUUUACUUUAUUUUCCCAAUGGAGAGACCCAGUAUGCAUCACAGAACCACUUGAGUAGAUUCGUAUGGUUCUUCCAAGGCAUUGGUGGUGCAGGGUUACUGAUGCUGCUCCCAGCAGGAGUAUUCAUUGGGCUGGAACAUGAAGAUUGUUGUGGCUGCUGCGGCCAUGAGAAAUGUGGGAAAAGCUGUGCAAUGCUGUCAUCUAUUUUGGCUGCAUUAAUUGGAGUUGCUGGAGCUGGAUACUGUGUUGCUAUUUCUGCAUUGGGCUUAGUUGAGGGGCCACUGUGUUUAAACAACGGAGAGUGGUCUUAUGCAUUCAGUGGCACUAAUGGACAAUAUCUGACAAAUCAUCAAUCCUGGUCCACAUGUAGCGAACCAAAGAAUGUUGUUGUGUGGAAUGUUACUUUGUUUUCCAUACUUCUGGGUCUUUCUGGAAUCCAGGUCAUCCUGUGCCUAAUUCAGAUCAUUAAUGGUUUAAUUGGUGGGAUAUGUGGUGUGUGGUGCUGCCAAGAUACAUCACAGUCCUACGUUUGCUGAGUUAUACAAGACUUUAGAGGACCCAAGAAAAUGCACUGAUGAACAACAGACUUAUAGUCUCUCUUAAAUUAUAAUGUAUAGAAUUGAAUGAUUUGUCAUCUGCCUUCUACUGGACGAAAACCAAAGGCUGCCAGUGAGAACAGCGGAAAAACCAUUUGUCAGAGUGUAAAGAGCUUGUAUAGAAAUCACUUCUUCUCUCCCCACGUCUAUUCUACUAUGUGCGAAUGAAGUGGGGUAUUUUGCAUUAAAAUUGUUUGUUUUUUAUUUAAUAUUGUUUUAUUAGUAAUACAAUAAAUGUAUCAGAACAU
Xenopus laevis (African clawed frog) is the source of this 985-nucleotide messenger RNA. It is a transcript of the gene tm4sf1.S, whose product is annotated as transmembrane 4 L six family member 1 S homeolog. Gene Ontology annotation, cellular component: membrane. NCBI's taxonomy places the organism in Eukaryota, Metazoa, Chordata, Amphibia, Anura, Pipidae. The record is from RefSeq and is marked provisional.